AUGGGUAAAGGACUCGUCAGACUCAUUGGCUCCGGUAUUGCCUUUACUUCUGAAGCCGUCCAUGCAGCCCGACACCGAAACAAAGACUCCGUGUCUGUUUCAGAGACCACUCGCUCUAUUACUGGCGUAGAAAGCGAUUGUGGAGAUUCUGUCGGUGCAGCUCAUCAGACGACUUAUACAGUCGCCCUCGAAGGUCUUGCAGAGCUACCCAAUCGAGGGGGCCGCUCAGACUGGGGCAGCGAGAGAGGGCUCCCAACAGGAGAUGAACUUCCACCCUACUCACCCGGCUCGGAACGACAGAGGAAUAUAAAUGAAGCGAGAUCUUCAUCGGAAGCCGAAGAAAAGCGCUCUUCUGAGACAGGCGACGACACCGAAAACUUCGCUUUGGAUACCAGAAAUGACCGUGAGCACUCGAUGGAUGGAGAUGAGGCUGCCUGGCAACUCGACGAAGCGACCGAAGAAUUCGGAUUGCCCACAUAUGAUCAAACAGAAACCCACACUGGCCCGAAAGGUGCUCAGAGAGACUUCACGAGUGUUGAUAACGACUCCGAUGAGAUCAGCGCCCAGGACUCUGAAGAUGAGAAGGCGAAGAAAAGAGAGCUCAUGAUUCGCUCACUCGUGGCGAUGGCUGGGCCACCACCAGUGCAACCGCAGCGACUCCCAUGUCCUGUAAUUAUUCCUCAACGCAGGCCUGGUGCUAAGAAGCGUGGAUUCGUGCGUGCAUAUGCGCCCGUGUUGGCCGACUGCGGUGUCAGCCAAGAUGUGUUCUUGAAGUUCAUCAGUGACUUUCAUAAAGCUAGUCAGGCUUCAAUGUGGCUCCAGGUUAUCGUUUGCGCAGCCAACAUCACUAGCUUCUCCCCAUCAUUAGCAGUUGCGUUGACCGCUGCAGCUAUCCAGAUUGUAGCGGACACAGCACAGCAAUUCCAAAUUCGUCACCGUACCAACAGCUACCUCGAUAGGGCAAACCAAGAGAUCUUCAUGCCUCGUGGUCAAUACGCGAUGGUCAUGAAAUUCACGGAUCGGCCUCCCAAGCUCACGAAGAAGCAGAAGCAGCAAAGAAAACGGGAUCCGAACUCCCCUGACUCGGAAGCUGAUCGACUUGGCGGACUCUUCUCAACCGAGCAGAUCAAUUUCAAUCAAUCAGGAGCGACAACUGAUGUCAAUGCCGGCCUGUCUCAGCCUGAAAGACCUGAAUUCGACGCGGCAGCGACAAUUUCAAAGUUCACUCACAGCAAGGAGCACCCGCAAAUGAACGCAUGGAAACAACGCAUGCAACAUUAUCGAUUGGCAGAUGGCGCAACUAGAGGCGAAAUGCAGCUUCCGGAGUGUGCACCACUAGUUUUCCCGGAGAUUGAUCGAGCUGCCAUCCGGGUCAGAGACGGCCUGGAACCCAAGUCGAAAUUCCAGAGUGCAAGAUCCUGGGUUCGAGACUACAUGGAUCGAAAGUCUCAGGCAUCAUUCGAAGCCGAGCAUCAGGGUUCUGCGCUGGCUGUCCCCGAGUCCGGACGCAAGGCCUUCACUUCACGUUAUAAUGACCCCAACCACCCAGUGAAUAGUGGGAACCUUCUCACGGCCUUGAGCGGUGGCUUAUACCAGCCCAAGCCAAGCCUAUUCGAGCGUGCUGGGGCUGCCAUCAAGGAAUCCCAGGACAAGAAGCGGGCUGCUCAAGGUCUUCCCCCAAGUGAAACAUGGAAACAGAAGUUGGCCAGAAAGAAGAAGGAAACCGCCGGUAGAAUUAAGAUUCUUAGGGAGGACGUGAUGUAUCUGAUGAUCGUCAACAUGCCUACCGAGGAAGAGCUGAGUGAGUCCGUUGCUAAGUUAAAGUACCUCGCACAGCAGGGAGACCUUGGAAGUGAUGGGACUGGAGGGAUGGCUCUCGGCUUUGAUGUCUUGGACGUGGCUGACAUAGUAGCUCUGGCUGCUAAUACUUAA
Molecule: messenger RNA, 1932 nt
Organism: Penicillium cinerascens
Lineage: Eukaryota; Fungi; Ascomycota; Eurotiomycetes; Eurotiales; Aspergillaceae
Exons: 3
Coding region: 1-1932 (643 amino acids)
Source: RefSeq, a predicted model, not a curated record